This is a messenger RNA of Ananas comosus (pineapple), 986 nucleotides long. Its product is annotated as ycf49-like protein. Lineage: Eukaryota; Viridiplantae; Streptophyta; Magnoliopsida; Poales; Bromeliaceae. Bases 53 to 625 code for a protein of 190 amino acids. The transcript is spliced from 4 exons. The record is from RefSeq and is a predicted model, not a curated record.
UUUUGGAUACGAACGCUCGGACUGUGUCCGCCUCCUCCUCCUCCGCCCCACAAUGGCCUCUACAGUGGUAGCAACACUCUGUCCUUCUUCCUCUCGUCUGCUUCUCUCUACGCCUCCUCGUUUACCCGCCUCCCCUCUUUGUUCUUCAUCCUCCGUCGCCUCCUCUUCCCAUCGCUCCCGCGCGGCGCCACUGCCGAAGGGCCGAGCGCUCGCCUCGGCAGCGGCCCUACUGGCCGCCGGCGCCGGCCUCGCCCUCGCCGCCGCGUCCGCCAACGCCCUCCCGUUAGGCGCUUCGGCGGUGCUUCGGGAGCCGGAGAACGCGCUCUCCUUGCCCACCUGGGCCGUCCACUUCUCCAGCGUCAUCGAAUGGGUGACGGCCAUGGUGUUGGUUUGGGAGUACGGGGAGAAAUCGGGCUUCCCGAGUUGGAAAGGUCUUUCCUGGGGUAUGGUUCCUCUUCUUGGUGGUGCGUUGUGUGCUUGCACGUGGCAUUUCUUUUAUAACUCUGAGUCCCUUGAGGUAUUGGUUGCAAUUCAAGGAGCUCUAACAGUAAUUGGCAACAUGACCAUGUGCAUCGCAGCAUUUCGUAUAUUUAAAGCAUCUCAAGAGGGCUCCAAGAGCUCGUAGUUCACGUUAUGCCCGCAAACUCUUUGUUUAAUUAUUAUUGACGAGCUUCAGAGUAAAUGAGGAGAUGUAUGGCCUUCCUAUUUGUUGUAAAUUUAUGGCGUAUGUAAAUAAAUAAAUAAAUACAUACUUGUGUAAUCGUCUCAUCACACAGCAUGUAGAGAUUGAUGUGGGUGAACGAGGGAGGGGCUUGUAUUUCCCGUGUUCGGACCAAGAUAUGACGUCAUACACCCGCAUCUACUAACCAUAACCAUAUGCCUCGGCAAGCGCGACUGGCAGGUCCGCAAUCAUUGCGUGUUUUGGGUAGAAUCGUAUUUUUUUGGUCGGAAUAUAAAAAUUUCUAGCUGCAUCAACAAAAAUUAAA